Molecule: messenger RNA, 655 nt
Organism: Astyanax mexicanus (Mexican tetra)
Lineage: Eukaryota; Metazoa; Chordata; Actinopteri; Characiformes; Acestrorhamphidae
Product: gamma-crystallin M3-like
Exons: 3
Coding region: 77-604 (175 amino acids)
Biological process (GO): visual perception; lens development in camera-type eye
Molecular function (GO): structural constituent of eye lens
Source: RefSeq, a predicted model, not a curated record
CCGAGGACAGUUCUGAAGCUACACCUGUCUGGUGAGUGUAAUACGUCUGUAGAGUCACUCUGACAGAUUCGUGAGCAUGGGCAAGAUCAUCUUCUACGAGGACAGGAACUUCCAGGGUCGCUCCUAUGAGACCAGCAGCGACUGCGCUGAGUUGACCUCCUUCCUGAGCCGCUGCAAUUCCUGCAGGGUGGAGAGCGGCUGCUUCAUGGUCUACGAUCGCUCCAAUUACAUGGGGAACCAGUACUUCCUGAGGAGGGGCGAAUACUCCGACUACCAACACAUGGGCAUGAGUGACUGUUUCAGGUCCUGUCGCACAAUUCCAAUGCACAGAGGACAAUUUAGAACAAGGAUCUACCAGAAGGACAACUUCGGUGGCCAGAUGUACGAGAUCAUGGAUGACUGUGACUCCUUCAUGGAUCGUUACCGCAUGCCCGAUAUCCAGUCCUGCAAUGUAAUGGACGGCCACUGGCUGAUGUACGAGCAGCCCAACUAUAGAGGCAAGAUGGUGUACCUGAGGCCUGGAGAGUACAGGAAUUUCAGAGACAUAGGCAUGAGCUCCACAAUGAGGUUCAGGUCUAUGAGACGCAUCAUGGAGUCUUGUUAAUAUCUACUGUUUGAGAAGUACGAUUUUUAAUAAAGGCUGUUGUACAACUCA